Messenger RNA from Sinocyclocheilus rhinocerous, 2465 nucleotides. Its product is annotated as calcium uptake protein 1, mitochondrial. NCBI's taxonomy places the organism in Eukaryota, Metazoa, Chordata, Actinopteri, Cypriniformes, Cyprinidae. Gene Ontology annotation, molecular function: calcium ion binding. Gene Ontology annotation, cellular component: uniplex complex. Bases 157 to 1632 code for a protein of 491 amino acids. The record is from RefSeq and is a predicted model, not a curated record. Gene Ontology annotation, biological process: calcium import into the mitochondrion; mitochondrial calcium ion homeostasis. The transcript is spliced from 14 exons.
UUGACGUCUGCUGUGGGGUGUGUUUGUGCUCGGCCUCCGUAGACGCGGAACUUCAGCAAAGACUGCCGUUAACGGAGAAUCGGAGGAGAAUCUAUAGCUUUUACUGAAGACAUCUUCCGUGCAGGACUUUAACUGAGAUCGCCUGAAGUGUCAGAUAUGUACCGCUUGCGGGCGCUGACGGCUGUCACUGUCGGGAUGGUGCAGUUGUCAAGACGGCAUCACACCGGUGCCUUCCGUUCCUAUCAGCGGCGCAGACUGAUGCUGGCCGCCCUGGCGGGGGUGACGGGCAUCUCUGCCAGCGCUGGACUACUGUGGACAAGAGCAUAUGCAGAGGCGGGGCCUUCAGUCAAGCAUGAGGAGCAGAUGAAGGAGGAGGAGCCUCUGAAGGAUGUGGUAGAGGAGGCGGAGUCAGACGGCGCUCUCGAGUCGAGUAGCGGGGAGGAGGAAGAUGAGGCAGGCACAGAAGGGAAGAAAAAGAAACAAAGAGUCGGCUUCCGUGACCGCAAGGUGAUGGAGUAUGAGAACCGGAUCAGAGCUUACUCCACCCCAGACAAGAUAUUUCGCUACUUUUCCACCCUGAAGAUCAUCAGUGAGCACGGAGACGCGGAGGUGUACAUGACACCACAGGACUUUGUGCGCUCCAUCACGCCCAAUGAGAAACAGCCAGAGAACCUUGGUCUGGAUCAGUUUGUGGUGAAACGCUAUGAUGGAAAGGACUUCUGGCAGACAGAGAAGAUCUCUCAGGACAGAGAGAAGUUUGCCGACGAGGACAGCAUUUUCUACACACUGGGGGAGUGUGGACUCAUCUCUUUCUCUGACUACAUCUUCCUCACAACUGUCCUUUCCACUCCUCAGAGGAACUUUGAAAUCGCCUUCAAGAUGUUUGACUUGAACGGAGACGGAGAGGUCGACCUUGAGGAGUUUGAGCAAGUUCAGAGUAUCAUUCGCUCUCAGACCAGUAUGGGCAUGAGACACAGAGAUCGCUCCACCACAGGAAACACUCUGAAAACAGGAGGCUGCAGUUCAGCCCUCACCACCUACUUUUUCGGGGCCGACCUGAAGGGCAAGCUCACCAUCGGCAGUUUCCUGGAGUUCCAGAGGAAAUUGCAGCACGAUGUGCUAAAGCUUGAGUUUGAGAGGAAUGAUCCAGUGGACGGCAGGAUCACAGAGAAGCAGUUUGGAGGAAUGCUGCUGGCCUACAGUGGAGUUCAGUCUCGCAAACUCAAACAGAUGCAGAAGAACCUCAAAAGGAUGUUCAAGGAUGCUCAGGGCAUCACGUUUGAAGAAGUGGAGAACUUCUUCACCUUCCUCAAGAAUGUCAAUGAUGUCGACACCGCAUUGAGUUUCUAUCACAUGGCAGGCGCCUCGAUAGAUAAAGCCACCAUGAAGCAGGUGGCCCGAACCGUGGCCAAGGUAGAGCUGUCUGACCACGUGUGUGACGUGGUGUUUGCACUCUUCGACUGCGACGGAAAUGGGGAGCUGAGUAAUAAGGAGUUUAUCUCCAUCAUGAAACAGCGGCUGAUGCGUGGGCUGGAGAAGCCCAAGGAUAUGGGUUUCACCCGGCUGGUGCGUGCCAUGUGGAAGUGUGCCCAGGACACUGCCUGGGACUUUGCCAUGCCAAAACAGCAGUAACGGCUGAGACGGCCGCCCGUCCAUUAAUGUUACGCUCCAUAUGGAGUAUAAUUAAUCAUUAAGGGAUGAACUCCUUUGGAAGGAGUUUGCAACUCUACUCAACAUCCAAACAGAGCUCACUAUCUUGUAUUUAUUUCUUGCAGUCGGCCAGUUUUGGAGUUGAAUGCACAAUUCUACAUACACUAGAAUGUGACUGAAGCGUGUGAAAACACGAGAGAGGUCAUCAUCAAGUGCCAUUGGUCUGAAAUGAAUGUUAGGACUUACUCAGAUAAUUCAUAUGAUAUUCAGCUUUGAUUUUAAAACACUCACCAUCACUUCUUCAGCAAAAAGCUCCUUAUUUUUCACUCCUGUUGUCAAGUGCGUCUCAAGUCUCCACUUCAGAACUGAUUUAUUAGCAUCCAGCGACAAGAAGCAAUUUUCAUUUAGUUGUAAGCUGCAUUAAUAUUUUGAAAAUCGCGUUGUUGAAUGGCUUUUCUGAAGGAAUUAUAAUAUUAAAACAUUUUACAGUCUGUGUAUUUACGUGUUAUUUAAUGAUAUGAGGGGGUUUGAUUAUUUGAUUAAGGCUUAAAUCCCUCCAACGGUCACAAAAAGGUGAAGGUUUCUUACAUACUGUACAAAUGCUCAUACUUGAAUGUCAUACUUGAACACAGAAACGUGUCCAAAAACACAAUGUUCACUAAACACUUUGAUUUAUUCAAGACAAUCAUGUAGUCAAUUAAUACAUUAAGUAUUCUUCAUUAGCCACAGGCUGCUUAUGUCAUGUGAAAAAUGAACACUAACAUGUUUAUCAGCAUUUUACAACUAAUUUACAUGCGGCUCAUCCAGUCAGAAUU